GAAAAGGGCCUUGAGAAACCGUUCAAAGAGUUUCAGCUUCAUCAAUUCUGCAGGCUUUCAGAACCCAAGCUGGAAAACUUAGGAGUUUCAGAGAAAAUACACUCAGUUAAGAUAGAAAAUGUAACUUAUGCCGAGAAAAGGAAAUACCACCCAAAACUUGAAGUGGUCCACGAAGCUGAAAUUGAGCAAAUGUUAAAAUUAGGCACCACUGAUUACUGCGAUUUAACAGAUUUUAUUGUAACGAUAGAAGAAGAGUUGAUGAUGCUCUCGCCGGUACUGAAACAAAAGAGAACUUUCGAAGAUCCAGAAAUGUCAGUGGAAUUAGUGGACAAUUUUUGGGCAGAAGUCACCAAAGAUGGAAAACUACAGGACAAGGCAGUGAUGUCUCAAGUGUACUGUCUUUGUUUCAUUAACAGUGGCGUAGAGUGCUUUUUAACAAUGAAUGACUCCGAGUUGCAAAGACUGUCAGUAGAUUAUUUUGGAAAGGAUAAUGAUGAAAAACUGAUCGAUAUUUCUGAGUAUCAUUUCCAUAAAUGUGUUAAAAAACAGGAAUUUAGUAAAUCCAGGAUAGUUAAAUUCACCCCAGUAGACGGAUGUAGGUUUGAGUUGAUGCGGUUUAAAACUCCUUGUAUAGUAGAAGAACUUCCCUUUUCUUUGAAGAGCUUGGUUGUGGUCCAGGGGGCCUACGUGGAGCUCCAAGCUUUCCUUAACAUGUCUUCUAGUGUGGUGGCUUCUCCGCAGAUACAGUUUUGUGAGAAUAUAACCAUCCAUUUCCCAGUUCCUGCACCAUGGGUAAAAGCGCUAUGGACAGCAAGUCUUCAGAGACAAAGGUCCCUGAAGACUAAGAUGAACCGCAGAGCUUGCCUGGGGUCCACAUAUGAAAUUGAAUCUGAGCCAGUAAUACAAGUGACCAUUGGGACAGCUAAGUACGAGUAUGCUUACAAGGCUGUUGUAUGGAAGAUUGACAGACUCCCAGACAAAAAUUCUAGUCCAGAUCAACCACACAGUUUAUCCUGCAAGCUUGAGCUGGGCUCAGACCAGGAGAUCCCCCGUAACUGGAAUUCUGUGGCGACGGUACAGUUUGUCAUGCCGGCUACAUGCGUCUCCGGGGCGGAGGUGAAAUCGAUGGGCAUCGAGAGUGAUAUCCAGCCCCAUAAACAUGUCUUGCAGAAAGCUUGCUACAACAUACAGGUGGAGAUUGAAAGAAAACUUAUUCCAGUGAGCGGAGAAGAUAUGGACAAAGCCGGGGAGUGUAUAACACAGUGA
Molecule: messenger RNA, 1266 nt
Organism: Staurois parvus
Lineage: Eukaryota; Metazoa; Chordata; Amphibia; Anura; Ranidae
Source: the annotation of a GenBank genome assembly